AUGGAUUUCAUCAAGACCAGUUCCCUGCGUGCUCUGAUUGAGUUAACUUUCCAACGCAACUGGAAUGGCUUCAUUUGGAUGAGUAGAAAAGGAGUUAUAGCCAAAAGAGUGAAGGCUGCUCCAGACAGCUAUAUCGAGAAUCAGCGUUCGAACGCGCAGUCCGGCGGGCAGACGAACGAAUGUUCCGCGCUUGGCCAAUCCGCAUUCGUUUUCCUAAUUAGAUAUGGAGAAGGAGCCACAAGCCUCUUCCCCUAUAAAGGCGAUGCCAAUUCGCCACAUACCACCUCAAAGCACCUCUUGAGCGAACAAGAGAUGUCAAGCCCUCAAGCACCACCACCUUCAUGGGAUAGUCCUCCAAGACCAUCCUCUUUGAAGACAAAGAAGAAACUUCUUCCUUACCUUGAAGCAGCCGACCUGGAGACGUCUAGCCAAGCCGCAUCACACCAAGAAGAACACCUUCUAGCCACACCAGAAGAGGAGAUUGACCCUGAGCUGAUCGAGUUCGUGAAGAGAGAUCAAUUCCAUGAUCUGUUUUCAGAAGAAGCUUUCUUAGGGAGAUUUGCAAGGAAACCACCUUUCAAAUCCAAGUACCACCACUACUCUCAUCAGCUGGAGAGAGAGCGUAAUGAAGAAGAAUGGGGAGGCAUACCACCCCAUCCUGAAGUUCUGAAUGAAGAGCUAAUCAAGCAUGUGGAGAGGAAUCCUUUCUACAACUCUAUUUCAGAAUGUGCAAAGGAGCAUCUAUGCAACUUUGAGCAACUUUGUCAUGACUAUGGACUUGGAGACAAUCCCAAGAAGAUACAACUUUUCCAACUAUCACUAGCUGGACAAGCCAAAGACUGGGCUAAGUUCAAUGCCCAACAUGCUUUCAAGACUUGGAAUGGAUACAAGGGAGCUUUCCUUCAAAAAUUCGCCAAAGGUCCUGUUUAUGUUCCACCACCACGCCCAAGCUAUUCACAAUACCAUCCAUCAUUGCCAGACAUAAAUAAGACACCACUUUUCCCAAGGGAGAGCUACCAAGCUGCGCGCCAAACCAAGAUUGAAGAGAUGCUUCAAGAGUACUUGAGAAAUCAAGAAGAGAGUACAAAGAAGAUGGAGAGAAGAAUCGAUUUCAUCCAUGAGAGCCUUGGAAACAAAUCUGAAGUCCUAUUCAAGCAAGUGUUCAAGCUUGAUGAAGACAUUAAGAAGUUAAGAGAGGAUCAUGAUCGAUCUUUGACCCUAGUUAAGCUUGAUGUUGCUUCCAAAUAUCAAGAGUUGUUGAACAAGAGCCUGAGAAUUGAAGUUACUAACUAUGACAAUAGCAAACAUCUUAGUUCAAUCUACAACCGCCUACAAGCCCUUGAAGGAUCAUCUCAUGUCAAUUACAAGAGAGAGAGGAGUCCAACACCCAAUCACCCUGAUGAGCAUGGAGGGACUUGGCACAUGGAAGCAGCUCAACUGGAUACGCAAAGGAAGAAGGGAGAAGCCAUCUUGAAGACCAGCUCGACCGUCUACUCGACCAACCGGUCGAGUUCCUCAACUCGACCGGCCAAGCUUCAACUCGAUCGAGCUGAGAAGUCAACAGUCAAACCCGAAAAAUGUUGCUUCCCCCUUGACUUUCCUUUGACCCUAAACCUAAUCCUCUUGUAUUUAAAGGCUCUAAGCCACGAAAAAACCACCAAGCUUUAG
Molecule: messenger RNA, 1668 nt
Organism: Microthlaspi erraticum
Lineage: Eukaryota; Viridiplantae; Streptophyta; Magnoliopsida; Brassicales; Brassicaceae
Source: the annotation of a GenBank genome assembly